Messenger RNA from Diospyros lotus (date-plum), 1230 nucleotides. RefSeq names its product mannan endo-1,4-beta-mannosidase 5-like. Gene Ontology annotation, molecular function: hydrolase activity, hydrolyzing O-glycosyl compounds. The record is from RefSeq and is a predicted model, not a curated record. The transcript has 5 exons. The coding region runs from base 1 to 1230 and encodes 409 amino acids. NCBI's taxonomy places the organism in Eukaryota, Viridiplantae, Streptophyta, Magnoliopsida, Ericales, Ebenaceae.
AUGGCCAGUGUACUUCGCAAACUCAACUGCAGUUUGGGGUCCAUUGCGAUCAAUGUCCUCCUCCUUGCCCUAGUUUGUGAAGCUAGGUCAGUCCCGACGAAUAAUGGAGGGUUCAUUGGAACCAACGGAACCAAUUUUAUGCUCAACGGGUCACCUUUUUACUUUAAUGGGUUCAAUGCCUACUGGAUGAUGCAUGUUGCAGCUCAGCCCACGGAAAGGGGCAAAGUUACACAAGUGUUUCGUGAGGCUGCCGCUGCUGGUCUCACUGUAUGUCGAACUUGGGCUUUCAGUGAUGGUGGAGAUCGAGCUCUGCAGAUAUCACCUGGUGUUUAUGAUGAACGUGUUUUUCAGGCACUUGACUUUGUGAUAUCUGAGGCCCAAAAGCAUGGGAUUCGAUUGAUCUUGAGUUUUGUCAAUAAUUUCAAUGACUUUGGAGGGCGAAGACAAUAUGCUCAAUGGGCUCAAAAUGCAGGAAUCCAAAUAAAUAACGAAGAUGAUUUUUACAAGCAUCCAAUUCUAAAAAGAUAUUACAAGAAACAUGUGAAGAGCAUCAUAACUAGGUUCAACACCAUAACAAGAAUUGUUUAUAAGGAUGAUCCAACCAUUAUGGCAUGGGAACUCAUAAAUGAGCCGCGAUGCAACAGUGAUUACUCCGGAAGGACAGUUAAUCGUUGGGUCAAGGGGAUGGCAGCUCUCGUGAAAUCUAUUGACAGCAAACAUUUGCUGGAAGUCGGCAUGGAAGGCUUUUAUGGGGACUCCACACCUAAUAGGAAGCAUAUCAAUCCUGGUUAUCAAGUGGGCACUGAUUUCAUCACUAACAAUCUUGUUAAGGGCAUAGAUUUUGCGACCAUACACGCCUAUCCAGAUAUAUGGUUGUCGGGGCAAGAUGAUAAGUCGCAAAUGGCUUUUAUGAAAAAAUGGAUGAUAAGUCAUUGGGCAGACUCCAGAAGACUACUAAAAAAGCCAAUGGUUUUAGCAGAAUUUGGCAAAUCCAGUAAAAAUCCAGGAUAUAAUAUUAAGAAAAGGGACUCAUACAUGGACGCGACGUAUAAGACCAUUGACCACUUAACUAAGUACGGAGGAACAAUCGGCGGGAGCCUAGUUUGGCAACUCAUGGUACCAGGAAUGGAACCAUAUCAUGAUGGCUACCAAAUAAUUCUAUCAGAAGAUGCCUCUACCAAAGGAGUCAUUUCCAGACAGUCCAAUCAGAGGGCCAGCUUGUCUCGCUGA